CAUUCUCAAGAAAGGAAGAGCAGCUCAACCUCACCUCCACACUAUUCUGCUGCCUGCUAUUUUAAUCCAAGCCGCGUCGGAUUAUUUUUUUAUACCGCAGUGGCACAUUGUACAGAAGAGCCAGAGGAAACAUUAUUUAUCUUUUUUUAACCUUUUUUCUCUUUGGUAAACCUUUCAUCUAAGUGUAGAGGACCGUGUGCUUGUGACAGAGAGACAAAAGUGUGAGUGAGUUCAAGUGAGUGUGCAUGUGUGUGCAUGUGUGUGUGAGACAGAAAUAAGAGGAGCAGGAUGAUUGCAGCCCAGUUACUGGCUUAUUACUUCACUGAACUCAAGGAUGACCAGGUCAAGAGGAUCGAUAAGUACCUCUACUCCAUGCGCUUCUCUGAUGAGACGUUGCUGGACAUCUCGCACCGGUUCCGGAUGGAGUUGGCCCAAGGACUGGGCCGGGACACUAACCCCACCGCUGCCCUGAAGAUGCUGCCGACGUUUGUGAGAUCAAUCCCAGAUGGCACAGAGAAAGGUGACUUCAUCGCGUUGGACCUGGGUGGCAGUAACUUCAGAAUCCUCCGCGUCAAAGUGAGCCACGAAAAGAGACAAACCGUUCAGAUGGAGAGCGAAAUCUACGAUACUCCAGAGGACAUCAUUCACGGCACUGGGACAAGACUGUUUGACCACGUGGCAGAAUGUCUCGGAGACUUCAUGGAAAAACACAACAUCAAAGACAAGAAACUCCCUGUUGGUUUCACCUUCUCCUUCCCGUGCCAGCAGACCAAACUGGACGAGAGCUAUCUCAUCACAUGGACAAAACGUUUCAAGGCCAGUGGAGUGGAGGGGAUGGAUGUCGUCGACAUGCUCAACAAAGCCAUUAAGAAACGAGGGGACUAUGAUGCCGACAUCAUGGCUGUAGUGAAUGACACGGUUGGAACGAUGAUGACGUGUGGUUUUGACGAUCACCGCUGCGAGGUCGGCAUCAUCAUCGGCACAGGCACCAACGCGUGCUACAUGGAGGAGCUGCGUCACAUUGACCAGGUGGAGGGAGACGAGGGCAGGAUGUGUGUGAACACCGAGUGGGGGGCGUUCGGAGAUGACGGCAGGCUGGAGGACGUCAGGACGGAGUUUGACCGAGAGAUAGACCGAGGCUCGCUCAACCCCGGCAAACAGCUUUUUGAGAAGAUGGUCAGUGGUAUGUACAUGGGGGAGCUGGUUCGUCUCAUUCUGGUGAAAAUGGCCAGAGAGGGUAUGCUGUUUGAGGGCAGGAUCACACCUGAGCUGCUCACGAAAGGGAAGUUUGACACCAAGCAUAUCUCGGCCAUCGAGAAGAGCAAGGAAGGACUGACCAGAGCCAAAGAGAUUUUAAUCAAACUUGGAGUGGAGCCCUCUGAUGAAGACUGUGUGGCUGUGCAGCAUGUUUGUGCCAUUGUGUCUUUCCGCUCUGCAAACCUAAUCGCUUCCACACUGUCUGCAAUCCUAAUGAGGCUCAAGGAGAACAAAGGUGUGUCACGUCUGCGGACCACUGUCGGCAUCGAUGGGUCUCUCUACAAAAUGCAUCCACAGUACGCCCGCCGUCUUCAUAGGACAGUGCGCCGUUUGGUCCCGGACUGUGAUGUUCGAUUCCUGCUGUCAGAGAGUGGCAGUGGGAAGGGAGCUGCCAUGGUGACGGCUGUAGCCUACAGACUCGCCGACCAGUCGCGACAAAUCCACGAAAUGCUGUCUGAAUUCCACCUGAACACUGACCAGCUACUGGAGGUAAAGAAUCGAAUGAGGAUCGAGAUCCAAAAUGGACUCUCAAAGAGCACUCAGGACUCCGCUACUGUCAAAAUGCUGCCAACCUUUGUCCGAAGCACUCCUGAUGGCACAGAGUACGGUGAUUUCUUGGCUCUGGAUUUAGGAGGAACCAACUUCAGAGUUCUGUUGGUCAAGAUUCGUUCUGGAAAGAAGAGAUCGGUGGAGAUGCACAACAAGAUUUACGCCAUUCCUCUGGAAGUGAUGCAGGGAACGGGAGAGGAGUUGUUUGAUCACAUUGUUCACUGCAUCAGUGACUUCCUGGACUACAUGGGCAUGAAGAACACCCGACUUCCUCUGGGCUUCACUUUCUCAUUUCCCUGUCGACAGACCAGCCUGGACGCUGGAAUCCUGGUGACGUGGACCAAAGGCUUCAAGGCCACGGACUGUGAAGGAGAGGAUGUGGUGGGACUGUUGAGGGAUGCCAUUAAGAGGAGAGAGGAAUUUGACCUGGAUGUUGUCGCCGUAGUCAAUGACACGGUAGGAACGAUGAUGACCUGUGCCUAUGAAGAACCCACCUGUGAGAUCGGACUCAUUGCUGGCACCGGCAGUAAUGCGUGUUACAUGGAGGAGAUGAGGAACAUUGAAACAAUAGAGGGCGACAGCGGACGCAUGUGUGUCAACAUGGAGUGGGGGGCGUUCGGAGACAACGGAUGCCUCGACGACAUUAGGACAGAGUACGACCGCAAUGUGGAUGACUUCUCACUCAAUCCAGGCAAACAGAGAUAUGAGAAAAUGUGCAGCGGCAUGUACCUCGGUGAAAUCGUGCGAAACAUCCUCAUCGACAUGACCAGGAAAGGAUUCCUGUUCAGAGGACAGAUCUCUGAAACUCUGAAAACCAGAAGCAUCUUUGAAACAAAGUUCCUUUCCCAGAUAGAGAGUGACAGACUGGCGUUGCUGCAGGUCAGAUCCAUCCUGCAACACUUAGGACUGAACAGCACCUGUGACGACAGUAUCAUCGUCAAAGAGGUGUGUGGAGCAGUGUCACGUCGUGCAGCUCAGCUCUGUGGCGCGGGAAUGGCAGCCGUGGCCGAUAAGAUCAGAGAGAACCGAGGACUGGACCAUCUCAACAUCACCGUAGGGGUGGACGGGACACUUUACAAGCUACAUCCACAUUUCUCCCGGAUCAUGCACCAGACAGUUAAAGAACUGGCGCCUCAGUGUAACGUCAACUUCCUGCUGUCGGAGGAUGGCAGUGGGAAAGGAGCGGCACUCAUCACAGCUGUCGGCUGCAGAAUGAGACAGGAGCUGAACAAUAAAUAGACCCUAACAAAUUAAAUCCCCCUCAUAAUCUCUGUUCUCUCCCCUCAUCUCUGUUCUAUACCUUCACUCUUCUCUCCUUUCUUUCCCUCCCCAAUCAAACCUGUCUGGUCGAAGUGUCACGCAGUAGGAGCUGCUUUACUCCGUCUACGUGACUCCUGCGAGAAGGCGAAAGCUCCCCCCCCCCGCUGUUUAAGGCAGCAGAAACCCAUGCACUAUGUUGUAGUUAGAUUACACAGAUUCAUUCAUUCAUUUGGGGUUUUUUUCUGAGAUUAAAGUUGUAUAGAUAAAACACACACACACAUUCAACCCUGAAAAAUAAGUGCAGGGCAGAACAAAAAGAGUUGCACACACACUCUUGACAUGCUCCAUCUAGAGGACUCCUGUGAUAACGUCUGAUAACGUCUGUUGCAACACAGCAAAGGCAACAGACAUUUCAACAAAACUGCAGUAAAAAAGAAAAGUUUGUCCUUGCAUCAUGUUCAUGUUGAAGAACAAUGGAAACUCUGCUGUAGGUCAUUCACAUACUGUAAACCAUGUAACGAGCUAUUAGGGAAUAUUUUUCGGCUUUAAAUUUGCUAUUUAUUUUAUUUUUAUAUUGAGAUACUGUUUUAGAGAUGUUACUAUUGCAAUAGUGGUGCGCACACAGAGGAAGCCAUUGUCUAAAACACAGCCCUCAGACGGUACCUGCUCCUGUAACAUGAGGGCAGUCACAUGACUAAAGAGGGAAGCCGUGUCUGCUGAAUGUGCACAUUUAUAGUUAAAAGUAGUGAUUCUGUUCCUCUCUAAUGUACUGAAACAUUACUGAGUAGAAAAUCCUGUUGUUGAUACCAACUACAGCUGCUCACACUGUAACAACGCUGACCAUUUACUUCGCAACAACCAUGAGACACAAACACAGAUAUUAGAGGAACAAGAAUGGCCAAAGUGUUAUAUGAGAAAUGUAAAACACAGCAGCUACAACACUUUAAAGAAAAGGGAAUUCUGGAGAUGAAGCACCUUCCUGCACUCAGUGAAACACUCGGUGUCUCAUUCCUGAAGCACAAAUCCACAAAACACGUUGGUGCUUAAAUCUUUGUCGCGUCUGUUCACAACACGCCGGGACUAUCUCUGUCCAACAGUCGAUCGGUCACUAAAUAAAAUCAAACCUGUGUCAAA
This is a messenger RNA of Solea senegalensis (Senegalese sole), 4200 nucleotides long. RefSeq names its product hexokinase-1. The record is from RefSeq and is a predicted model, not a curated record. NCBI's taxonomy places the organism in Eukaryota, Metazoa, Chordata, Actinopteri, Pleuronectiformes, Soleidae. The transcript has 21 exons. Bases 289 to 3045 code for a protein of 918 amino acids. Gene Ontology annotation, biological process: glucose 6-phosphate metabolic process; intracellular glucose homeostasis; glycolytic process. Gene Ontology annotation, cellular component: mitochondrion; cytosol. Gene Ontology annotation, molecular function: ATP binding; glucokinase activity; D-glucose binding.